AUGAGCGUAUUUGCAUGGGGAGCCAAUUCCUAUGGACAACUUGGACUAGGUUUUAGGACAGAUGAAGUCAAUAUCCCUCAAUUCGUCAACUUAAGUAAAGCUAUUGAAUCUGGAAAUACAGACUUAAAAAGAAUAAAAUCGAUAUGGGGUGGUGGUGGCCAUACCCUGAUAUUAACCGAAGAAGGUUCAGUUUAUGGUUGUGGAUUAAAUAACAUAGGCCAGUUGGGCUCUAACAGUCAUGGUGUGAUAACUGAUGUCAUCAGACUUAAAGAACUUGAUGAUUAUUGUAUAGUCAGUUUAUGUUCAACUUGGGAUUCAUGUUAUGCUAUUACAGAAGAUGGAUUAUGUAUUGGUUGGGGUUCUAAUGUAUAUAGCCAAUUAGGCAAACCUAUGGACAAGGUAGUUAAUAGUGAGAAACCUAUAGUAUUAUCAGAGGAUGCUUUGCAAGUAGCAUGUGGUGUAAGGCACUGUAUUAUACUUGUACACAAUGGAAAAGUAUUGUCAUCAGGUGACUACAAAUAUGGCCAACUUGGACGAAAAGUGGCAAUUCUUGAUCAUACUUUUAGUGAAGUUAUAGGUUUGAAAAACAUUGAAUUGAUUUCUUGUGGCUUUAACCACUCAUUUGCUUUGAAUGAGAGUGGAGAAAUGUAUGGCUGGGGUGUCAAUAAAUGGGGUCAGCUUGGAAUUGAUCCAACCGAUUGUAAAACAAUAGCUAAACCUGUGCUGAUUCCUUUAAAUAAAGAUUAUAAUAUCCAAGAAAUUCACUGUGGAUGGUCAUCGACUCAUCUCUUAGCAGAUAAUGGUGUUUUGAUUAAUUUUGGAAGAAAUAACUAUGGACAAUUAGGGAAUGGGACCACUAAAAAUAGGUGGCAACCACAAGAACUUGAAGGAUUUACUUUUCAAAAAAUUUCUGUUGGUUCAGAGCAUUGUUUGGGGAUGAAUGAACGAGGCAAGCUUUUCUCAUGGGGAUGGAAUGAACAUGGAAGUUGCGGAAAUGGAAAUAGUGAUGAUGUCUUAAAGCCUACCAAGUUACAUUUUGAAGGGCACAAAAAAUUCAAAUUUUUUACUGCAGCAGUUGGACAUAACUUUGUUAUAACUGAAAACAAUAAACCACAAAAAUAA
Nezara viridula (southern green stink bug) is the source of this 1122-nucleotide messenger RNA. The record is from the annotation of a GenBank genome assembly. NCBI's taxonomy places the organism in Eukaryota, Metazoa, Arthropoda, Insecta, Hemiptera, Pentatomidae.